AAUCUGCCAAGAAAUCGUUCCGAGUCUGACGUCACUCUCGCCCGGCUCGUGACGUCGUAGAGGCGGGCGCAGAACGUUGGCGUUGCCAAGGCGACGGGCGUGCUUCCGACGUCAGGGCCACGCAGGGCUGCCCCUCCCGCACGGAAGGAGCGCGCUCUGUGAUGCAGAGGAGGGCACACCCACUGCUACGUUGACGCGGCCAGCCACGACCUUCGGUUAUUCUCUGCGCCUGCGCGGCACCUAUUUCCCCACCCCUUUUCUGACGGACCGUUUUCCGUUAGGAUAAACAAGGAGGCGCUGCCUCUUUUUCUAACCCCCCCCCCGCCGCCGCCAAGUGGUUUCUCCCGAUUCCUGCGGGCGGGCCGAUUCCAGGAAGCCGGGGCGGGGGUGAGGCGCCUCCAGGGAGCGACCGGGAGGAGGUGUAGCCACCCCUCCGGAGGCGAGCGUGGCACGGCCCACAGCGGCGGCCGGAGCCGAUAGGGCGAGACCAAGGGGGCGCCGCGGGGGGAGGCGAGCGGAAAAGCCGGGGACAGCAGCGACGGGAGAAGCGCUAAGAUGGCGUCGGCCGGGCCCGAGUCCGGGGGAAGCAGCAGCAGCAGCAGCGGGGCCGCCACGGGGGCGCCCUCAUCCGCGACCUUGAAAAAGUCCUGGGAGGUGCCAGGCUCCUCCGGGCACAGCUCCUCUCAGACAGUCAAGAAGGGGCACCGGAGCGUGGAUUCCAGCGGAGAAACCACCUACAAGAAGACAACCUCGUCGGCUCUCAAAGGUGCCAUCCAGCUGGGCAUCACCCACACGGUGGGCAGCCUCAGCACCAAGCCGGAGCGGGACGUCCUGAUGCAGGAUUUCUACGUGGUGGAGAGCAUCUUCUUCCCCGGCGAAGGCAGCAAUCUGACCCCGGCCCACCACUACAACGACUUCCGCUUCAAGACCUAUGCGCCCGUGGCCUUCCGCUACUUCCGGGAGCUCUUCGGCAUCCGGCCGGACGACUACUUGUGCUCCCUCUGCAGCGAGCCCCUCAUCGAGCUCUCCAACUCGGGCGCCAGCGGCUCCAUCUUCUACGUCUCCAGCGACGACGAAUUCAUCAUCAAGACCGUCCAGCACAAGGAGGCCGAGUUCCUGCAGAAGCUGCUGCCGGGGUACUACAUGAACCUGAACCAGAACCCCCGGACGCUGCUGCCCAAGUUCUACGGCCUCUACUGCGUCCAGGCGGGGGGCAAGAACAUCCGCAUGGUGGUGAUGAACAACCUGCUCCCUCGCUCGGUGCGCAUGCACCAGAAGUUUGACCUGAAGGGCUCCACCUACAAGCGCCGGGCGUCGCCGAAGGAGCGCGAGAAGGUCUUCCCCACCUACAAGGACCUGGACUUCCUGCAGGAGGCCCCCGAGGGGCUCUUCCUGGACGCCGACAUGCACAGCGCCCUGUGCAAGACCCUGCAGCGGGACUGCCUGGUCCUGCAGAGCUUCAAGAUCAUGGACUACAGUUUGCUGGUGGCCGUUCACAACCUGGACCUGGCCCAGCGGGAACGGGCGGUAGCCGACGGGGCCUCCCUGGCGGACACACGCCGGCCGGCCGGCCAGAGGGCCCUCUACUCCACCGCCAUGGAGGCCAUCCAGGGGGAGGCCCGGAGGGGGGGCACCAUCGAGACGGACGACCAGAUGGGAGGCAUCCCGGCCCGAAACGCCAAGGGGGAGAGGCUGCUCCUUUACGUGGGGAUCAUCGACGUGCUGCAGUCGUACAGGUUCAUGAAGAAGCUGGAGCACUCGUGGAAAGCCCUGGUUCACGACGGGGACACGGUCUCCGUUCACCGGCCGAGCUUUUACGCCGAGAGGUUCCAGCGCUUCAUGUGCCAGGCUGUCUUUAAGAAGAUCCCUCUAAAAUCCUCCCCUUCGAAAAAGAGCCGCUCCGGGAUGGGACCUCCUCGUCGGCCGGGCCAGACCGGGACCCCCGCCCAGGCGCUGAGCGAGACGAAAGUCCAGGUCACAAUGGAGGCGGAGAUGGAGACAGGGUCCCAGCUGGGGCGCCCUGACCUGCUUCCCCAGACGCCCCCCGUUGAAGAGGCCAACAGCGACUCGGCAGCGACCACCUUGUCCACCUCUUCGCUGGGCAGCCCCGGGCACAGCUCGCCAGCCAACCGCUCAAUGGGGGCAGAGGCGCCCCCACCAGACACCCCCAAGGACCCGGCUGUCUUCCUUCUGGAAAGUGCUUCCCCCAGCCCUUCGGUCACAGGGCAGCCUUCUGAGCUGGUGCAGCAACUCGGAGAUUUGGCCGAAACAGAAAUCAAUUGUUGAAAGUGUCCUGGGCGGGUUCCUUUCCCCCCACCCGCCCCCCACCCGGGGAGAAACGUGAGCCGAAGAUCUUCCCCACACUCUGCAUGGCCGGUCUCUUGGCGAGGGGAGGAUGGGGGGGGUGGAGCAGCCCCCCCCCUGCCCCUUGGAACUGCUGACACCACAAACUCCUUUGGAUGGAGGAGACUGAAGCCUGGGGCCCCUCGGAGCCCCCCAGGCGGCCCAGCUCCGGGGCGCAGGGGCUCACGGAAGGCGUCCAGCCCCCUCCAGCCUGGGCGGAGGACAGAGCGGGCCCAGCCUGGGGGGGCUUCGGAGGAGAAGGGCGUGCAGAGAGGAGGUCCGCUCUCCCCAAGCCCCACAACCACCGU
Molecule: messenger RNA, 2651 nt
Organism: Pseudonaja textilis
Lineage: Eukaryota; Metazoa; Chordata; Lepidosauria; Squamata; Elapidae
Source: RefSeq, a predicted model, not a curated record